This is a messenger RNA of Gaeumannomyces tritici R3-111a-1, 756 nucleotides long. RefSeq lists its product as hypothetical. Lineage: Eukaryota; Fungi; Ascomycota; Sordariomycetes; Magnaporthales; Magnaporthaceae. The record is from RefSeq and is a predicted model, not a curated record. The coding region runs from base 1 to 756 and encodes 251 amino acids. The transcript has 6 exons.
AUGGAUACCGAGACAUUCUCAAAGCCCAAGCAGUCGUCCUUGAACCUGCGUGCACUAGUCAUUCGCCACUAUCUACCGUCAGCAGGUACCCACGCGCAGCUCAAGAUGCAUCUCCCGACCAUCCUCCUCCCAACCGUCCUUCUCAUCACGCCUGUCAUCUCCCACCCAGCCCCCUCAGCUCAACUCCAUGGAGCACUCCAAUGUUCACAGGCCCCCAUGUCGCCUGAGCCCCUCCAAUGCGCAAACGGCCUCAAGUGUUCCAGGGACCUGCCAAUGACUUGCCAAAACGGCCAAUUGAUUUGCACGUUGGCCCCUGUGUUUACGUUUCCCAUCGGCAAGUGCUCCGAAUACACGGGAUCGAUGUGUGCGGGACCUUCGGACACAUACCCAGGGGACACGACUCUGGGGAGGGAGAACACGACAGAGCGGGAAUGUGCGUGCGUGUCGUGGGACGGGAAGGGAUAUUAUACGAGGGGUGAGGGGAAACAGUGUCCCGUUGCCGAUGCCUCCGAGUGGAUGUUGGAUAUGUGCAACCCUCAAGAUGGGUUCUUGUGCUCCUUUGUGUGCAACAGUAAGCUUCGGGACGGCUUUACGAACGAAAAGUGUGAUACGCUAUUCCCGGGGACAAGGGCCCAUUUGUGUUACGACCGCAGUCACAGGCAAAGACCUAGAAGGCGGGGACCACCAGGAACCGUAACAUUCGGGUCGCGCGCCCCGCACAAGGGCACGUGCUUUACCUUAGGGGCAAAGGCUUAA